Molecule: messenger RNA, 708 nt
Organism: Colletotrichum graminicola M1.001
Lineage: Eukaryota; Fungi; Ascomycota; Sordariomycetes; Glomerellales; Glomerellaceae
Product: 2OG-Fe(II) oxygenase superfamily protein
Exons: 1
Coding region: 1-708 (235 amino acids)
Biological process (GO): oxidative demethylation
Molecular function (GO): oxidoreductase activity; demethylase activity
Source: RefSeq, a predicted model, not a curated record
AUGGAAGAGCUUCUUAUCAAACCUUCCGGUCUCUUCUGGCAGGACGACUUUAUCACUGCGGAGCAUGAAGAGAAGCUAAUCCACAUUUUCCGGCACGAGCUCACGUGGCCGGAUCGGCCCGGCCGACUGUCGUUGCACUAUGGCUAUACCUUCGACUACAAGACGUUCGGCGUAGAUCCGGACAUUCCAUUCGCACCGUUUCCGGACUGGCUUGUUCCUUUAAUCCCCACAAGGGAGAACAGGCCGCCGGACCAGGUCUGCAUCCAGUACUAUCCUCCUGGAGCUGGUAUACCGCCACACGUCGACACGCAUUCAGCAUAUGACCAGUUGUACGCGCUGUCUUUGGGAUCGCCGGUACUGAUGCAGUUCACGCGACCUGCGGUGAAUGAGAGCAAGGAAGGAGACAUGACGGAGGUUGACCUCACGCCGCGGAGCAUGCUGCAGAUGUCGGGUGAUGCGAGACUGCAUUGGAAGCACGGCAUCAGAAAGCGCAAGACAGAUACUUUGCCAGACGGCACGGUGCGUAGGAGGGGUGAUCGAUGGAGUGUCACUUAUCGAUGGAUUAGAGAGCCGGCGAUUUGCGAAUGUGCCGACAUGAAGUUGUGCGACACGGCGCAAAGAAGAUUAGGGAUCGAGAAGGAAUACCGGUGGAAAAAGGAUGACGGGGAUGAUACGGCCGAAAGAGCAGAUGAAAAAACAAAGGAAUGA